This is a messenger RNA of Hevea brasiliensis (rubber tree), 3006 nucleotides long. Its product is annotated as vacuolar-sorting protein BRO1. NCBI's taxonomy places the organism in Eukaryota, Viridiplantae, Streptophyta, Magnoliopsida, Malpighiales, Euphorbiaceae. Gene Ontology annotation, cellular component: endosome. Gene Ontology annotation, molecular function: protein binding. The record is from RefSeq and is a predicted model, not a curated record. Bases 156 to 2759 code for a protein of 867 amino acids. The transcript has 8 exons. Gene Ontology annotation, biological process: protein transport to vacuole involved in ubiquitin-dependent protein catabolic process via the multivesicular body sorting pathway.
CGCUCUACGGUCUACAGCCAUUUUUGUUUGGUUUUUCAUUACAGGAAAAUUCGCUAGGAAGAAAAAGAAAGUUUCAAAACUGAAAUUUAUCAUAGUCAAUAAUCCCUCGAUCAAAACAUCACAAUACUGUAAAUCGUCAAUCCAAUUCUCCUACCAUGGCCGCCCAAUCCUCCGCCGCGGCCACCACCAACAUCAUGCUUGCAGUCUACGAGAAGAAAACGACCUCCCUCGACCUCUACCGUCCACUUCGCAACUACAUCUCCAUGGUCUACUCCGAGCGCGAGGCCCAGAACCUUGAUGACGACCUCCAAACACUUAAGCAGUAUCGCUCUGACCUUGAACGCCAAUCCGACCCUUCACCCACCUCCCGCCGUGACCUCCUUCAGAAUUACUUCAAAGCCCUUUGCUUGGUCGAGACCCGCUUCCCCAUCUCCCCCGACAAGGAUCACAUCAACACGGUGACGUUUGUCUGGUACGACACCUUUAAGCAGAAGCAGAAAGCGUCUCAGCAGAAUAUCCAUUUGGAGAAGGCCGCAGUGCUUUUCAAUUUGGGUGCCGUCUAUAGUCAGAUUGGGCUUUCUUUUGAUCGGGCCACCGUGGAGGGGAGACGGCAGGCAAUUCAUGCGUUUAUUGCUGCUGCCGGGGCGUUUGCUUAUCUGAGGGAUAAUGCUGCGACCAAGGCAUCGAUAGGGUCGAGUACCACGGUGGAUGUGUCGGUGGAGUGUGCGGGUAUGUUGGAGAGGCUGAUGCUGGCUCAAGCGCAGGAGUGUGUGUUUGAGAAUACCAUUGCCAAAGGGAGUACCCCAGGGGUCUGUGCCAAGAUUGCAAGGCAGGUUGGGCUGUACUAUGAGGAAGCUUUAGCAGCACUGAAUGUUGCACCUCUGAAGGAUCAUUUUGACAAGCCUUGGAUUGCUCAUGUCCAGUUGAAGGCAGCUCUAUUCUAUGCUGAAGCUUGUUAUAGAUAUGGUUUAGAAUUGCACGAGAAAGAAGAAGUUGCAGAAGAAAUUGCACGGUUGAGGAGUGGGAUUAGUGCCUUAGCUGAGGCAAAGAAAAACUCAAAAGGGGCUGCAGCACAGCUUCUGGAAGCAAUCAGCAAGCUGGAAGCCAAUAUCAAUCGCAACCUGGAGAGGGCCGUGAAGGAAAAUGAUAGAGUUUAUCUCAUGAGGAUUCCUUCCCAAAGUUCCUUGCCUCCUCUUCCAGCGUUUUCAAUGGUGAAGCCAAUGUCAAUGAAUGAGGUACUAGAUGCAAGCAAGGAAAAGAUGUUUGCAAGUCUUGUUCCAGACAGUAGUGCAAAGGCUCUUUCAAGGUAUACUGAAAUGGUUGAUGACAUAAUCAGGAUACAAGCUGAGAAAUUACAGCAAGCCAGUGAACUGACUCGAGUGAGGCUCAAGGAAAUGGACCUGCCAGAUUCAAUUCUUGCUUUGGAAGGAAAUUUUACACUUCCAACAGAUCUUAAGGAAGAUGUGGAAGCUGUGCAGAUUAGUGGGGGCCCAGCUGGUUUGGAAGCUGAGUUACAACAACUUAGAGAUUUGAGAAGGGUGAACCAAGAAUUGCUGGUCCAGACUGAGGAGCUUUUGCAGAAAGAAGCAACAGAAGAUGCGCAGUUUAGAAGCCAAUUUGGUACACGUUGGACUAGGCCUCAAUCCAGCACUCUGACAAAGAACUUGCAGGAUAGGUUAAAUAGAUUUGCAGCUAACUUAAAGCAAGCUUCAGACAGUGAUGGCAGAAUUGAACGUUCUGUGAGGGAUCAUUCUGCACUCAUGUCAAUCCUUGAUCGCCGACCAAUAGAAUCUGCUCUUCCAACUCUGUCUAGGCCAAUAAUGUCUUUGGAUGCCAAUGAAGAUGCUAUAGUGGGGUCCCUGAAGCAGAGCUUGAGGCAAUUGGAGAUUCUAGGUGCUCAAAGGGCUGGUCUUGAAGAUAUGCUCAAGGAAAUGAAAAGGAAGGAUGACAUACUACCAAAGUUGAUGACAUCUACUGGUUCCUAUGAAGAUCUUUUUAGGAAAGAGAUAGCCAAAUAUGACCAAAUCUGUGAGGAUAUUGCCCAAAAUAUUGAGGCACAAGAACAAGUAUUGUUGCAAAUUCAGGCUCAAAAUGAGGAAUUUUCUGCUGUCUUCAAUCUUGAAGAUUACAAAGCCUCUCGUGAGAAGUGCUAUAAGCAGAUACAGGCUGCUAUGGCAAAGUACCGGGAAAUAAAGGAGAACAUCAAUGAGGGAUUGAAGUUCUACGUUACUCUUCAGGAUGCGAUCACCAAUGUCAAGCAGCAAUGCAGUGAUUUUGUGAUGACCAGAAGCAUUCAAUGCCGAGAAAUGAUUGAAGAUGUACAGAGACAUAUGGCGGGAUUGAGUUUUCAGGACCGCAAGAACACAGGUUCUUACAACUAUUCUGCAGCGAACCAGACCCAUCAAACUCCAAGAUCAAGUCCACAGCCUUCAGUUGAUCCUCAAAAUGUACCCCUUCGGCCCCAAACACCUUACUACCAGUCUCCUGAGCAGCCAACACUGCCUGGAUAUGCUCAUCCUCCUCCGCCUUAUGCUGCUUCCCAGCAGCCACCACCUUACCAUCCUGGUGCACCUUACCAGCCUGCACAGGUUCAACAACCACCCCCAACAAGUCAGGAAUAUGGCCAACCUGCCUAUCCAGCGUGGCAGGGCCCAUACUACAAUGCUCAUGUACAGCAACCUGGAUCAUUUCCUCGACCUCCUUACACUGUUCCUAAUCCAUACCCCCCUCCCCAUCAAGGUGGCUACUACAAGCAAUGAUUGUGUAGGCUGUUAUUUUCUCUGGCAAUGUAAUUUUAUAAUUGUGAUGCAAUAUUGUUCUUUAUUCCAUCCUUGGUGGAAUAGAUUGAAUUCAGCUAGAUCUUACAUUUGGUUGCACAGCAUAAUAAAUCUUGAGUAGCUAGCAGGUGAUCCGUUGAUUUGCAUAAUCCUCCUUGUAUCACAUUUCAUGUGAAUUCAUCUGUUCAUGUUCAAAGUUUAAUAUAUAAAAGCUUAUUAAUUUGUGAAA